This is a messenger RNA of Leopardus geoffroyi (Geoffroy's cat), 3279 nucleotides long. RefSeq names its product filamin binding LIM protein 1 (gene FBLIM1). The record is from RefSeq and is a predicted model, not a curated record. Bases 456 to 1571 code for a protein of 371 amino acids. Lineage: Eukaryota; Metazoa; Chordata; Mammalia; Carnivora; Felidae. Gene Ontology annotation, cellular component: stress fiber; focal adhesion. Gene Ontology annotation, biological process: cell-cell adhesion. Gene Ontology annotation, molecular function: filamin binding. The transcript has 8 exons.
GGAGUGGCAAACCAGGUGACCUGAUUGCUGGCUGGGCCCUGCCUAGCCGGCUUCCUGAAGGGGCCUCUGCCCCGGGGAGGGGGGGCGGGGGACCGACCCUGGGACCCAAGGGCUUACAGAUCCCCACAAGCAGUGAUAACAGCAAACUGAGAUGACCUGUCCCUGGACAUCUGAGACACCCACCCAGGGUCACCCCCUAAAAAAGCCCCAAGCCCAGUAUAUACUGACCACUGGCUACCCCGGUGCUUCUCACCGUCAUUAUCUUCUUUUAUCCUCAGGCUGACCCCAGGCAGCCAUCACUCCCAUUUUACAGACAAGAGACGGAGGCUCCAGGAGGCGGAGUGACUGCCCAGGGUCACUCGGUUAGUGAAUGGCCUUGGAACCCAGGUCCACCUGACUCUUAGGACCCUAGGAGAUCUGAGGCCAAACUCCGACAACCACCAGGAGCGGAGACAAUGGCCUCGAAGCCUGAGAAGAGGGUCGCCUCGUCUGUCUUCAUCACGCUGGCACCCCCGCGUCGGGAUGAGGCUGUGGCCGAGGAAGUGAGGCGGGCAGCUUGCGAGGCCCGGCCUGGCCGCUCCCGGGAGCCCCCUGCUCCCACCAAGGCACCCGGGGCUGGCUCGGCAGGGAGGCCCAGCCUUUGGACUCCACCUGCCAAGGCCGCAGCCCCAGGGCCAGCUGUACCGUCUCAGCUCUCCAAUGGAGGGUGUUCUUCCCCUCCUCCUACCCUGGAUGGCGAGGACGCACUCCCGGACCUGGACCUCCUCCCACCUCCGCCGCCGUCCCCUGAUGAGGAGCCCCCUGCCCCGACGGGGGCCUCCCUCAUUUCGGACUUAGAGCAGCUGCACCUGCCCCCACCCCCGCCCCCACCACAGUCCCUGGAAGAGAGGCCUCCGCUCCAGCCUCGGCCCAGUCCCCCCAGGCCCUCGGAAGAGCUGCCGCCUCCCCCAGAAGAGCCUGUUGGCUUCCACGAGAGAGAGGCAUCCACAGACGUCUGUGCCUUCUGCCACAAGACCGUGUCCCCCCGAGAGCUGGCCGUGGAAGCCAUGAAGAGGCAAUACCACGCCCGGUGCUUUACGUGCCGCACCUGUCGCCGCCAGUUGGCCGGGCAGAGCUUCUACCAGAAGGACGGGCGGCCCCUCUGUGAAUCCUGCUACCAGGACACUCUGGAGAAGUGUGGCAAGUGUGGCGAGGUGGUCCGGGAACACAUCAUCAGGGCCCUGGGCCAGGCCUUCCACCCCACCUGCUUCACCUGUGUAACCUGUGCCCGGUGCAUUGGCGACGAGAGCUUUGCCCUGGACAACCAGAAUGAAGUGUACUGCCUGGACGACUUCUAUAGGAAAUUCGCCCCUGUGUGCAGCAUCUGUGAGAACCCCAUCAUCCCUCGAGACGGGAAGGAUGCCUUCAAAAUCGAGUGCAUGGGGAGGAACUUCCAUGAAAAUUGCUACAGGUGCGAGGACUGCAGGACCCUCCUGUCUGUGGAGCCCACAGACCAAGGCUGCUACCCGCUGAACAACCGUCUCUUCUGCAAGCCAUGCCACGUGGAGCGGAGUGCUGCAGGGUGCUGCUGAGGGCCCCCACUGGGCCCUGGGGCCGUGAGCUGCCCACUAGCCCUGGACUGGGGGUGGGGGGGAGGACCUUUCCCGACUCGGUUUGCCUUUCUGACCCACUUUUGCACACUCUCCUUCUGAGCCAUGACAGGGGCCAGCCUGUAGCUCUGCUCACCAUGUCCGGGACGUGAGGGGCUGAGCCACCCCAGCCCCACCCCCCUCCCAGCUCAAAGGCUGGUGGCCAGUGCCCCUCAGACUUCCCACUCCUCCUUCUGCCCUCUGGGCUCUGGAAGGCUUCCAUACCUUGAACAUCAUGGCCAGGUUUCCCAUCUCCUAGGGUCGUGCCCCUCUCGAGCACUGGCCUUGACCCCCAUUUCCAUGGGUGAGUUGGGGUGAGUCUUUAGAUGAUACCCUGUAGCUGUCCAGUAGGGGGCGUAAGACCAGCUCUGGCUUGCAGGACUGAGCUGUUUGAGUAGAACUCCAGGGUCCUCCUUUAACAGCCCUUUUUUUAAAUUUUUGAGAUUUAUAUGAUGAGAAACAUUCUUUGGAUUUGGGGCGAGGUGGGGAUCUUAACAGGAAAUGUUUCAUAAAUGUACAAGAAUGUGACCUAGUGGUGGCAACCGUGGACUUCUCACCGGGGGGACAUGUCACGCUGAUGUGGGCAGCAGACUCAGGCAUGAACCUGAACAGCAGGGGCAGAAGGAGAGGGUGCUGUAUGCUGACGUCCAAGGACGUCAGCAACCCCUCUGCCCUGCCUUCUGGCGCUCCUCCCAUGUGCGACAGUGAUUCAACAGACAUUGAUUAAGUGCCAAUAGUUUGCUGGGGAACAGGGUACCAGGAACUCUGAGUUUUCCCCCUACAGCCUUGAUGGGGGCCGUGCGCACAAACCCCCCCACAUGCACACACUCCUCCAAGGACAGUGCCAAGGUUGUCUGUUCAGCCCCCCUGUUUAUGCCCCGCCCCCAAGUCCCACUUGGACCCUCCAAUGCAGGCUGCCUUAUGACCACUGCUUCCUCAAGGCUGUACCUAGAAGAUUCUCCUUCCCUUUUAAGGAAAAUCACUUUGUUGCUUUGUAACUUUUUUUUUUUUUUUUUAGUGUUUUCAUUUUAUUUUUGAGAGAGAGAGACAGAGUGCUAGUGGGGGGAGGGGCAGAGAGAGAAGGAGACACAGAAUCCGAAGCAGGCUCCAGGCUCUGAGCUGUCAGCAGAGAGCCUGAUGCGGGACUCGAACUCACGGAUGGUGAGAUCAUGACCUGGGCCGAAGUCGGACACCCAACUGACUGAGACACCCAGGCACUCCUGUUGCUUUGUAACUUCUAAGACGUUCUGUAGGGCGUGAACAAAUGAAACAAAGUACUUGCCUCCCUGGGUCGUCUGGAUGCAGCACACGCUCCUCUGCGGAUGCCCUGGGCUCCAAGUACGAGGGCGGGGAGCAGGGUUUCUCUGUAGAGCCCCUUAGGGGCCUCAGAGCAGAGCCCAGCUUCUUACUCAAGGCUUGGGGAGUGAGCCCCACACUCGGGGCCCUCCCAUAUCACCUCCACAAUUUUUGUCCUAACCGAGGCUCUGCUCUUCUCUUUUCCUUAAGAUUUCCUUUGACUCACACCUACUUUUUAAUUUUACUUACUUCAAACUUUAGUCCUGUGCUAUGCAAUAUAUCCCGCAGUCACAUGGUGAUGUGCUAGUUAUGUUUUUUCCUGUUACACGUGAAAAUAAACGCAUACCUAGUAGAA